Molecule: messenger RNA, 1647 nt
Organism: Verticillium alfalfae VaMs.102
Lineage: Eukaryota; Fungi; Ascomycota; Sordariomycetes; Glomerellales; Plectosphaerellaceae
Product: threonine dehydratase
Exons: 3
Coding region: 1-1647 (548 amino acids)
Biological process (GO): L-threonine catabolic process
Molecular function (GO): pyridoxal phosphate binding; threonine deaminase activity
Source: RefSeq, a predicted model, not a curated record
AUGGCCGACUCGUCCACUGCUCCUGUCGUGCCUGUCAUGACGAACGGCACAACCAAUGGCGCCAAUGGCGACCACAGGCCGCACACGCCUGAGACGAAUGGCGGCUUCUCCUUGACCGAGUACAGCGCCAAUCCCACAACACCUGCAGAGGUCAAGCGCAACCGCAUCAAGAGCAUCGUGCCCGAGGAAUUCCUGCUUCCCAACGGAUACCCAGAUUACCUUCGCCUUAUCGCCAGCGCUACUUCACGCGUCUACGAAGCUUGCAAGCUGACCCCCCUUCAACCAGCCGUCAACCUCAGCAACCGUCUCGAAUGCAAUGUUCUCCUGAAGCGUGAAGAUGAGCAGCCCGUCUUCAGCUUCAAGCUGCGCGGCGCCUACAACAAGAUGGCCCACCUCGACCCCGCCAAGAGCUGGAAAGGUGUCGUUUGCUGCUCUGCCGGCAACCACGCCCAGGGUGUCGCCUACUCGGCCCGCAAGCUCAAGAUCCCUGCGACCAUUGUCAUGCCUGAGGGCACCCCCAGCAUCAAGCAUCUGAACGUGGCACGGCUGGGCGGCCACGUCGUGCUGCACGGUCAGGACUUCGACGCCGCGAAGGAGGAGUGCGCACGUCGCGAGCAGCAGGAUGGCCUCAUCAACAUCCCGCCAUUUGACGAUCCAUAUGUCAUCGCCGGCCAGGGCACCAUCGGCAUGGAACUUUUCGGCCAGACCAACAUGUCCAAGGUCGAGGCCAUCUUCUGCUGCGUUGGCGGUGGUGGUCUUAUUGCCGGCAUUGGCGUCUACAUCAAGCGCAUGGCGCCCCAUGUCAAGAUCAUCGGUGUCGAGACGUACGAUGCCAAUGCCAUGGCGCAGUCACUGGUCAAGGGUGAGAGGGUCGUGCUGAAGGAUGUUGGUCUAUUCGCGGACGGUGCCGCGGUCAAGACGCCUGGCGAGGAGACGUUCCGCAUCGCGAAGGAUGUCGUUGACGACGUCAUUCUCGUCACGACGGAUGAGGUCUGCGCAGCCAUCAAGGACAUGUACGAUGAUACCCGUUCCGGGCUCGAGCCUGCCGGUGCCCUUGCUAUCGCUGGCCUGAAGAACGCGCCACCCUCGGUGAGGGCAAGGAGGCCCUCCUCUCCGUGCGCAUCCCGGAGCGACCCCGGCUCCUUCGCCGAGCUCAUCAACAAGGUUAUGCCCCAUUUUGUUACCGAGUUCUCCUACCGCUACGCCACAAAUGAGGUCGCCAAUGUCCUCAUUGGCCUGUCCCUGACGGCGCCCGCCUCCCAGCGCGUCGAGGAGCUGCGCAUGCUCGUCGAGCGCGUCCAGGCCUCCGGCAUGUCCGUCACCGACCUCUCGGGUGACGAACUCGCCAAGAGCCACAUCCGCUAUCUCGUCGGCGGUCGCUCCAACGUCCCCAACGAGCGCAUCUACAUGUUCAACUUCCCCGAGCGGCCCGGCGCGCUCGAGCGCUUCCUCAAUACGCUGCGCACGAGCUUCAACAUUACGCUGUUCCAGUACCGCAACUAUGGCGGUGACGUUGGCAAGAUUCUCGCCGGUAUCGCUUGUCCAGAUGCCGAGCUGAAGGAGCUCGAGAAGUUCCUCAACCAGAUUGGCUAUCCGUGGGAGGACUGUACUGAGUCGGAGGUUUUCAAGACGUUCUUGCGCAGUUAG